UGUCCAAAUAGAGACCAGAUGGCCAUUCUUUGGGUAGGAUAGAGCAAAACGAGCACUCAGGGGAUGGUGUACAAGCUUUCGUUUAGAAAAAUAGGCGCAGUUCAUUCGGUUUCAGCGCUCGACCGCGCGCUCAUUCGCAGCUCGUGUGUGUGAUUAAAUUGUGUAUUAGAUAUCAAAAAUACAAGAAACAGAAGACAAAGUUGAAGAGAAAACCGGAGUCGUGACUUCUGACAUCAUUUCCAUAUUGUCUUCAGAAAUGCUAUGGCGUUGAUAAUUUUCAACGAGUCUUUCUGUUCUUUUAAUGUUAAACUUUCAAAGCAAUUCGAAGUUUCUACCAAUGCCUGUGAUUGGUCAUUCCAUUAUGGCGUCUUCCUAUUUAGACCAAUCAGAUUCAUCGUUUAAGGGUGCGUUGCGCGAAGUGUGGCGGAGAGCAACAAUCCUCUUCGAAGCUUCGUUCGUUUGGCACGUGUCUGCAACAGAUAGAAAUAGUUAAAUGUAACCGGCCGUGGAACCGGUGAAGCGGAACGUCAAGCUUGAUUGGGUGCGCCGGUACCCAACUGUCAACAUUUCGACGAAGAACGACCUGGAGGGAGGUCAAAUCUAGUCAGUCUUAUCGCGACCGCCGAAGGAUACGAGUUAAUCUGUCAAACAUAUACCAAUGAGUGCUUUGGCCAGUGGGGGUACCGUUUCUUUGACGAGCCAACAGACGAGCUGUGGGUCCAUCAUGGGUCAAUCUAAGAUGCGUGGCGAGUGCAGUGGUGCAAGUCAACGAUCGGUGAGUCGCAUGCUUUAAAGUUCCUCCGGUCCCCAUCAUUUCCGUAUUCUACCGUUUCAGUUGUUACUGAGAGUAUGAUAUGUAUUAAUAAUCAUCUUUUCUAUUACAGCAUUUUGUUGUUCAAUUGUUAUUUUCGCAAUUAUUGCUGAAAUUCUAUUUUCUGUUUCAACAUUUUAUCAUUUAAAUUGGUAUUUAAUGUUGUCUGUUUUUGAGAACUUUAUUGUUUUAGGUGGGUCACUAUCGUAGCCAUCUCCACGUGGUGUGACCCAGUAAUCGGUAUCGUUUUUUAAACAUUUAUCAGACGAUAAUUUUUAGAAAACGAUAUCGAGCUGAGAGCUACGAUUCGGUUAAUAUUAAGUAGUAAAAUCAAUUUUUCGAGCGAACACGCUAUUUUUUUUAUUCUAAUUCUUUAUAUUCUAAUUCUUUUCUUCGGAAGGAUCCAUCGAUCCUUUAGUCCCGAUGUAGGUUCCAAGAUUAUCGUUUUUAGCAAAAUUCAGUUCUACUAGUAUCAAUCAUCUACUGUUAGAUGACUGAGCAUUUCAAUGUCCUAUAACCACCCCUAUUUCACACCUCAUUGAAAUACAAUAAUUUCAUUAUUGGUUUUAAGGUUUAAAACAAAUUGUGACGAUCGAACGCUUUCGAUAAUUGCUAUAGUUCUAAUUGUAAGUUUCUUUAUUUUUCGAAAAAGAAAUUUUCUUUUGGAAUAAUCUGUUUCGCUCACUGUUAGAUGGCACUAGUAGUACCAGUAUGUAUAAAGUAAGUAAGUACUCAUGAAUAAAGUUACAGAUUUCCUUUCAAAAGAAACGUCAUAUUUAAACUUUUAUUUUAAGAAAAAUAGUGUUAUUCACGAUGAAGUGGUAAUAUAAGUAAUAUAAAAAAUACCGAAAUCUGUUUUUAGUACAUCUUAAUUCGAAUUAAGAUCUUUAAAGGUUAGGAUAGAAGAUGUGCUAAUAUAUUUAUGUAUUAAAUAUAUAUUUACAAUACAUGUGCGCGUAACUUCUAUUAACUCAUAUAAAGUGUUCAUUUCAAUUUAAGAUAUAAUUAAUAAAAUAUUUCAAUAAUAAUGUUCAACAUGAAUUCAUCCAAUUCAACAUCAUCCGAGGCAAAUGGAGAAAAAAUACUUACAAAUAAUGAAUUGGAUAGUAUACCUCUGUAUCUUAUUGGUACUCAACAAAGAUUUAGAGAAAAUAUUAUAAUUCCAAGAACUGUGGGUCCUGUAAGAUUUAAAACCAACGAGGAGAAAAUGAUAGAAAAUGUAAUGGAAAGUUGUACUUUUAAAAGCAUUGCAAGUUGUGUUAUAGGGUAUGGCUUGGGAGCUGCUAUAGGUUUAUUUUCAUCUAGUGUAAAUCCAAAUGUAGCUGCUGUGGAAAAGAAACAAACUGUUCGUGAAGUCUUUAGAGAAAUGAAAACUACUACAUUAGGUUAUGCAAAAAAUUUUGCUGUAGUUGGUUGUGUAUUUUCGGCAAUAGAAUGUACAAUUGAAUCGUAUAGAGGUAAAACUGAUUGGAAGAAUGGCACAUAUGCUGGUGGUUUAACAGGAGGUAUAAUAGGGUUAAGAGCUGGAGUAAAGGCAGGCUUAUUUGGAGCAGCAGGCUUUGCAGCAUUUUCAACAAUAAUAGACUAUUAUAUGCAUAAAUCUUAAACACUUAAUAUGUUAUAAAUUAUAGUAAAUAUAUUUGUAUAAAAGAGAUAUAAAAUGCACUCUCAGUGUACCUGUACAAUACAUACAAAAGCGCAAAAUAGUUCUUAGUAUAAAAAUGCAUACAUAUAAGUACAAUAGUUAAGAAAUAAAGUAAAUGCACAUAGUAUAUUGAUA
Messenger RNA from Osmia bicornis bicornis, 2591 nucleotides. Its product is annotated as mitochondrial import inner membrane translocase subunit Tim22. The transcript is spliced from 9 exons. Gene Ontology annotation, biological process: protein insertion into mitochondrial inner membrane. Gene Ontology annotation, molecular function: transmembrane protein transporter activity. Gene Ontology annotation, cellular component: TIM22 mitochondrial import inner membrane insertion complex. The record is from RefSeq and is a predicted model, not a curated record. Bases 1839 to 2417 code for a protein of 192 amino acids. NCBI's taxonomy places the organism in Eukaryota, Metazoa, Arthropoda, Insecta, Hymenoptera, Megachilidae.